AUGAAAGCAUCGAAACUGUUUCAGAAAGUCAGAGGUGCUCUUCGAGACAUCCCACGGGCCCAUAUGCACAAAUACGGCCACAGGAAACAGAUCAAGAAUGGACAAAGUGGCCUUAAAGACUUCUUGCAAUAUGCCACUAUCAUGAAAAAUAUGCCAUUCAUGCUGGGAUCUGGGUCGAAGACUGAGAGACAAUGGCUCAGAGAUUUGGUGGAUUUUUCAUGA
Messenger RNA from Paracoccidioides lutzii Pb01, 222 nucleotides. RefSeq lists its product as hypothetical. The transcript has 2 exons. The record is from RefSeq and is a predicted model, not a curated record. Bases 1 to 222 code for a protein of 73 amino acids.